GUUACUAGAUAACAAAAAACAAGGAAGAAUCUAUGGCGGAGGGUGAAGGCAGCAGCUCUAGAGGCCGGCCAAAGAGGGCGCAGAUCAGAAAAACUGAAGUCAUCAGUUACGAGAAAAGCGUCACGCAACUGUCAAGAGAAGGGAGACAGACGCAUUUGGUAGUGGACCGAGCCCGUAAAACGCCAUUGAACGCACAUAGUAGAUCUUACUCUACUGUCUUUGAUAAUACCUCUCCUCAGUACAACUGGCUUCGUGAUGGCUGGCUCGUUGAGGAGCGUCGCAUAAUGCUGACCGGCCGACUUUACCGGUACUAUUACGAUCCACUGGGACAAGUAUACGGUACAAGGUGCGAAGUGGAGCAGAUGUGCGCAUACAUUGACAGGGAUAAGAACAGAAAGAAGCGCGAGAUCAUCAUCAUCGACUAAAUUUCUGUUAUGUAUUGAUAUCUUAUCAUUUAAGCUAUUAUAAAUAAAAUAAAAAGGUUCAUUUCCGAAGUACCAUUGACAAAAAGGAAAUAACCUGUGUUUUUAAUAUAAGGACUAUGCAAGCCGUUUUCUGUUGUUGUUUAAUCUAUGGAACAAUCGAGUAUCUUUCUUUGUUGUUUCAUUGUUUGCAAAACUUAAUUUUA
Brassica oleracea var. oleracea is the source of this 628-nucleotide messenger RNA. RefSeq lists its product as uncharacterized. The coding region runs from base 33 to 425 and encodes 130 amino acids. The transcript has 2 exons. The record is from RefSeq and is a predicted model, not a curated record. NCBI's taxonomy places the organism in Eukaryota, Viridiplantae, Streptophyta, Magnoliopsida, Brassicales, Brassicaceae.